ACACGAUGUACGAUGAACGGACGUGAUUGAUUGAUCUCUUGGAUCUCCGCAAAGAGAAUCCGGAGAGGAUCCUUUUCCGCCAGCAUGCAUUUCAUUUACUUAAUUUAUGUGAGUUGAAAACAAGGCCUCUCUCUCUCUCUCUCUCUCUCCUCCAUUGUUUGUGAGUUUUUUCAUCUUUGACAUGGGAACAGCUCAAGAACUUCAGCUCAGCAUUGGAGUUAAGGAAGCAAAUGGAGAAGAUGAAACAAAUUCAUCAGGGCCUUCAGAUGCCUCCGACCGAUCACUGCUGCCGCGGCGCAGAGGCGUCAACUGGUGGAUUAGAAUCGCCAUUUACUCGUUCCUCGUCAUUGCCGGCCAGUCAGUUGCAACGUUCUUGGGAAAACAGUACUACGACAAAGGCGCCAAAAGCAAUUGGCUGGCGACAGUAGUACAACUUUGUGGCUUUCCUAUCAUGCUUCCUUACUAUUUCAUCCCAGCAAGCAGAAAUAAUCCAACCCCAAAAGGUAGUCCUAUCCCAUCAAAACCACCGUCUACCAAAGUCGUCGCAUCAGUAUAUGUCUCUCUUGGCUUCCUGAUAGCCCUAGACUGCUACUUGUAUUCCGUAGGACUAUCUUACCUUCCUGUAUCUACUUAUUCCCUCAUUUGUGCAUCUCAGUUGGCCUUCAACGCGUUGUUCUCAUUCUUCCUCAACGCGCAAAAGUUCACUGCUUACAUUGUGAAUUCUCUGGUUCUCCUCACCAUCUCCUCCACCCUCCUCGCGUUCCAAGGUGAAGACGAAUCUGGAGGCGAUGAUCCAAGUGGAGGGUCGAAGGUAAAGUAUGCAAUCGGGUUCCUAUGCACUGUAGGGGCAUCCGCCGGAUACGGAUUAACGCUCUCCCUAACUCAGCUUGCCUUCAAAAGGGCUAUAAAAAGGGAGACGUUUAGAGCGCUCAUGGACAUGAUAGUGUAUCAAAAUAUGGUUGCAACCUGUUUUACCGUGGUCGGACUUUUCGCUAGCGGAGAGUGGAAGCAUUUGAAGGGUGAGAUGGAGGGGUAUAAGCUAGGGAAGGUAUCCUAUGUGAUGAAUUUGACAUGGACAGCAAUAACAUGGCAGGUCUUUUCUGUUGGAGCAGUAGGCUUGAUUUUGGAGGCCUCUUCCCUCUUCUCCAACUCCAUAAGUGCUUUGGGUUUGCCUGCCGUUCCAGUUCUGGCCGUGAUCUUCUUCCAUGAAAAAAUGAAUGGAAUCAAGGGAAUAGCCAUGGUUUUGGGCAUUUGGGGAUUUGUUUCGUACGCGUACCAUCACUACAUCGACGAUCGUAAGUCCAAGACGGAGAAUAGAAACGCCGGAAAUGAUGAAGCUUCGAAAGCUUUAAGGGUUGAAUAGAGAGGUCUGUUUUGUAGAUCAAUCUCUGGUUUCAUGUAAAAGAAUAGAAUUACAAGCUUACCAAUUGUCCUGAUGAAAGGCUGUUGCUUUCCGCUUGAAUCUUGUUUCGAACGGCCUGAAACAUGUUUUAAAUCAUACCAGUAGCUCUACAUACUGACUGAUGCUUGUUGAUGCAGCCUGUAUGUUUUCCAAAAAUGUUUAAAACGGUGUCGUAACGUCUUGAUAGUGAUACCUCCAUCACCUGCAAGAAUUUCAGGUUUUCCAUAUUACAUAAGAGCUCUUCUUCUUCUU
Molecule: messenger RNA, 1654 nt
Organism: Malus domestica (apple)
Lineage: Eukaryota; Viridiplantae; Streptophyta; Magnoliopsida; Rosales; Rosaceae
Product: probable purine permease 10
Cellular component (GO): membrane
Molecular function (GO): purine nucleoside transmembrane transporter activity
Source: RefSeq, a predicted model, not a curated record